This is a messenger RNA of Pelodiscus sinensis (Chinese soft-shelled turtle), 1977 nucleotides long. RefSeq names its product mediator complex subunit 22 (gene MED22). Gene Ontology annotation, cellular component: mediator complex. Lineage: Eukaryota; Metazoa; Chordata; Testudines; Trionychidae. Gene Ontology annotation, biological process: regulation of transcription by RNA polymerase II. The record is from RefSeq and is a predicted model, not a curated record. Gene Ontology annotation, molecular function: transcription coregulator activity.
CUCUGUGUCUCCAGUUACAAUAUAAUUUAGCACAAUGUCACAGCAGCGAGUCCUGCCUCAGAGUAAAGAAACCCUCCUUCAGUCCUACAACAAGAGACUGAAAGAUGACAUCAAGUCAAUCAUGGAUAACUUCACAGAGAUCAUCAAGACUGCUAAGAUUGAAGAUGAAACCCAAGUCUCUCGAGCGACCCAGAGUGAGCAGGACAACUAUGAGAUGCACGUCAGAGCUGCCAACAUUGUCCGAGCUGGCGAGUCCCUAAUGAAGCUUGUAUCCGACCUAAAGCAGUUCUUGAUCCUCAAUGACUUCCCCUCGGUGAACGAAGCCAUUAACCAGCGCAACCAGCAGCUGCGGAGCGUGCAGGACGAGUGUGACAAAAAGCUGAUCUCGCUGAGGGAUGAGAUUUCCAUUGACCUGUAUGAGCUAGAAGAAGAAUAUUACUCUUCCAGCUACAGUCUGUGUGACACCAAUGAUCUUCCUCUGUGCGAAGCCUACUGGAGAGAAGACCCUGCUGUGCUUUCCCCCGAAGAUCUCUCCAUGCCUCUGUCUGCUGUCCUGGCAGAGCAGAUCACUGCUGCCCCUCAGGGCUCCACCCCAUCGCACCCUCACGUGAACGGGCACGGGGCAGGCCCCGCGGAGCAUUCCUGAAGAAGACGCUGUGCGAGCUGAACAGGUUCAGAGCAGUGGUGCUGAGCUGCUGGAGUCUUCCCUGCUGCUGGAGUAAGCCAGCCUGUCCUUGUGUUUGCAGGUCACCUGCUGCUUGUUCACUGGGUAUCAGCAGUGACCUCACCUCUUGAGCCACACCUGUGAAAGUGUUUCCUUAGGGCUGUAGUAGAAAGUAAUGGGCCAAUAGGAAAUUGACUGCUGUAGCCACUAGGAGCUAGAAUGUGUCUUAUUUUAGUGCAUGAUGGCGACAAGUAGGAGCCUGGAGUUGUCCAUAUGAAUCCUGGGUUGGGAGCUUGUUACGGUGCUGUGUGUGAAUCUAGUGUAUUACGGUUCUGAAUAGGAAAUUUGGGCCAAGGUUUUGGGUGGUUUGUAGGUAUUUUAGUAUUUAUUUCUUCCAAAGACUCAAGAUAAUUAACAUUUAGGUGCUUCCUAUAUCAGUAUUCCCAGGCUCGUCCUCUUCUGGGGUGCCGCUAGAAUGACCGUGACUGUAGUUUGAAAGAAUAAUCAUCUCAUUGUUUGUAGACAGCACUCGUCACCUUCAAGGUGCUUUGCAAACUUGGAUCGUUGUGCUCAGAAACUACUGAGAUGGGAGAGCCAAAACGACAUGGACUCCCUGCCGCACGUUUGCCACAGACAUAAAAGCUAUUCUUUUUGAAGUGCCAGGGAAACUGAGGCAGCAGUGCAGUGACUUGCCCAAGGCUACAGAUGGAGGCAGUGUCAAAGCCAGGAUUAGAAUUAAGGAAUACUGGCUUCCAAUGUGUUGCUCAGACUACUUUUUUUCAAAUGAUCGAUGAAGCUGCUAUGAAGUUAGUUUUAAGGGCACUGAUGAGUGCUGUUUUAAUCAAAAGCAGUGUGGCAAGUUGUGGUUGGAUGUGUGCUCGUGGGUAAGAAGCUCUUUGCCUCCUCUUAACUAGGAAACCAUCCUGUGCAGUUUCCAAGAGCCAUUUCUGGUGCCUCAGCCAUAGUUAGCCAGCUGCACCUGGGUACUCAACUUGCACUGUCCUUAGUAGAGCUCUGUGUAGCUAUUACCUCACCCACCUUCUUCAUAUCCUGGGACCAGCAUGGCUACAGCACCAGUGCAAACAGCUUCCUCCUUUUAGUCAUUUAGGCUAACUCUCAUUGUAUAAUUUGAAAGAAAGUAUUUGAAAGGGGAUGUCUCCAUUGCAGAUCAAUGUCUAACUAUUGCAGAACUAGUGGUGAACCAAGAAUGCCAAGAAAUCCCUUGUCAGUAUUCUACUGUAGCUUCGCGUUUCUCUGGGAGGUUGUUUUCUCCUCCAUUUAUUUGAAUAAAACUAACUUUGUUUUGUAUAAUU